AAAGUCAAAGUCUUCCAUCUAUCUCUCCCUGUCCAAACAGUCUCUGGUCUCAGUCUCUCCACCUCCAUUAAAACCUUCAAUCAAAUGCUUCAUCAUCAACUAAAAACUCCAUCUUAACUUCACAUUUCUACAAACCCACCAAAAUUAUGAGAACCCCAUUAACAUAUCUCCUCCUAGCUUCAUUUCUCGCCGGAAUUUUCGCCGCCGACAUCCUGCCCGGAGACUCCAUUUCCGCCGGAGACACCACCAAGACAUGGACCUCGCCCAACAACACUUUCACUCUCUCCUUCAUAGCUAACAGUGCUUCACCCAACACUUUUUUGGCUGCCAUUACUUUCAACAAUAUUCAAAUCUGGUCCGCCGGAGCUGCCGCCGUUGACUCAACUGCUACUUUGACUUUGCUUAGGUCCGGAAAUCUGCAGCUGGUCAAUGGAAGCUCAAACGGUGUCGUUUGGCAGUCGAAUACUUCCCGUCUUGGUGUUUCGAAAGCUAGUGUUGAAGAUACAGGUGAACUUGUACUUAAAAAUGGAAGUGAUAAAGUUGUUUGGAGUAGUUUUGAUAAUCCUACUGAUACUAUCAUGCCUGGUCAGAAUUUUACUGUUAAACAUGAAUUGAGAAAUGGGUUGUAUUCAUUUAAGCUUCUUGAUAAUGGGAACUUGACUUUGUUGUGGAAUAGGAGUACUAUGUAUUAUAAUUCAGGGUUGAAUUCUUCGGCUAGUAUUAAUUUGACAUCGCCUAGUUUACGCUUGGAAUCUAUUGGGAUUUUGUCAUUGUUUGAUCCGAAGAUUGUGGGGUCUGUUAUUGUGGCUUAUAGUAGUGAUUACGCUGAGGCGGGUCAACAAAGGUAUGUGAAGUUGGAUGAUGAUGGUAAUUUGAAGAUUUUUAGUGCCGCGGGAGGUACUGCGACACAGAGGUGGGUUGCUGUUAGCGAUAUUUGUCAGAUUUACGGGUAUUGUGGGAGAUUAGGGAUAUGUAGUUACAAUGGUUCGGAAUCUAAACCGGUUUGUGGGUGUCCGUCUAGGAAUUUUGAUCCGAUUGAUCCGAAAGAUGGGAGGAAAGGUUGUAAGAGGAAAGUGGAAAUUAGUGAUUGCCCUGGGAAUGCGACAAUGUUGCAACUGGAUCACACGAGAUUCUUGACAUAUACGCCUGAAUUGUCUUCGCAAGUUUUUUUUGUGGGGAUUUCUGCUUGUAGGUUGAAUUGUCUUGUUGGUCCGGCUUGUGGUGCUUCAACAUCAUUGGCGGAUGGUACGGGGUUGUGUUACUUGAAGAAUCCGGAUUAUUAUAGUGGGUAUCAGUCUCCUGCACUUCCUAGCACGUCAUAUGUUAAGGUUUGCGGACCUGCUCAACCAAAUCCAACACCGGCUUCACUCAGUGACAAUAAAGAUAAAGAAUGGAAGUUGCGUGCUUGGAUAGUGGUGGUAGUUGUUUUGGCUACUCUUUUGGUUCUAGUCCUCUUGGAAGGUGGAAUCUGGUGGUGCUGCUGUAGAAAUAGCCCAAAGUUUGGUGCAUUGUCAGCACAGUAUGCCCUGCUUGAGUAUGCCUCUGGUGCACCUGUUCAAUUCUCGUAUAAGGAUCUUCAACGGGCAGCGAAAGGGUUCAAGGACAAGCUAGGUGAAGGAGGGUUUGGUGCUGUUUAUAAAGGAGUUCUUGCUAAUAGAACUGUUGUUGCAGUGAAGCAACUCGAAGGAAUAGAGCAGGGUGAGAAACAAUUUAGAAUGGAAGUCGCAACUAUAAGUAGCACACACCAUUUAAAUCUGGUGAGAUUAAUAGGAUUUUGCUCAGAAGGGCGUCACAGGCUUUUGGUGUUCGAGUUUAUGAAAAAUGGGUCUCUCGAUCACUUCCUGUUUACAACAGAAGGACAGUCAAGUAAAUUGCUCAGUUGGGAGAAUAGGUUUAACAUUGCUCUUGGGACAGCAAAGGGGAUUACAUAUCUUCACGAAGAAUGUCGAGACUGCAUUGUCCACUGUGAUAUAAAACCAGAAAACAUCCUUUUGGAUGAGAAUUACAAUGCAAAAGUAUCAGAUUUUGGCCUGGCGAAACUUGUCAAUCCAAAGGACCACAGGUAUCGAACAUUGACGAGUGUGAGGGGGACCAGAGGAUACUUGGCCCCAGAAUGGCUUGCAAAUCUUCCAAUAACUUCUAAAUCUGAUAUAUACAGUUUUGGAAUGGUAUUGUUAGAGAUAGUGAGUGGGAGAAGGAACUUUUAUGUCUCCUCCGAAACAAAUCAGAAAAAGUUUUCUUUGUGGGCGUAUGAGGAGUUUGAGAAUGGUAAUGUUGAGGCAAUUGUGGACAGACGGCUUCUAGGGCAUGAGGUGGACAUGGAACAGGUGAGGAGAGUUAUUCAGAUAAGCUUUUGGUGCAUUCAAGAACAACCUUCUCAGAGGCCAAUGAUGGGAAAAGUGGUACAGAUGCUAGAAGGGAUUAUGGAAAUUGAAAAGCCGCCAGCUCCCAAGUCCAUGACUGAAGGAUCAAUCAGUGGUACUAGCAUUACUGCGAGCAGCAACAUUAGUGCUCUCUCCACUUUUGCAGCUUCAGCAGUGGCUCCCUCAUCAACAUCAUCACUCCAAACUGCAGGAGCUACAUCUUUUCCUUCAGGAAAGAAUGUGGAGAGAGUAUCUUCAUCACUUCUACGUGAAGAGGCGGAUUAAAUUCGGUGUCCUAAGUUUAAAAUAUGCAUAGGAGUACAAGGAAUUCAUUCCAGAAUGUGGAAACAAUCUCCUGAGGACUCUUGAACGUCCUUGUCAUCACCUGCCUACUCCUUAAGUCUCUACUAUCAUCAGGCUUACUGUAAUUAACUCUGUUGUGGACCGAGAUAUAAGUCGGAGUAAUAUGCAUGUGUAAUGUCACCAUCAAAGGCUACAUCAACAAGGAGUUGCCAUUAUUAAAAAGAUGACAAUAAGGUCCGAAAAUGAUGAGUAUCUAGUAUUUUCCAUUUUACAUUAAUUAAAUAAUGCUGAGAGGACUCGAAUGAAAAUUAUUUCUGAAUUAGAACAAACACAUUAUUCCUUACUGUUGUCUAGCACUAGUGCACUAGUUCGAGUGGAGUCUUCUGUUCUUCUAUUCGCUUGUUGAUGAUGUAAGUAGCUGUCAGACAGAUUUAAUCAGAUCGUAUUUUAUAGCGUUAAAUGUAAUUCCUUUUUGCUAUUCGAGCAUCAUCUUCUUUCAGAUUUAUCUGAAAUUUAUUAUUUCAUUUUACACAUACUGCUUUGAUCCACCAGUCAUCUGGGGUGUCCUUACAUAAUAUC
Messenger RNA from Daucus carota subsp. sativus, 3245 nucleotides. Its product is annotated as G-type lectin S-receptor-like serine/threonine-protein kinase At1g34300. The record is from RefSeq and is a predicted model, not a curated record. Gene Ontology annotation, molecular function: ATP binding; protein serine/threonine kinase activity. Gene Ontology annotation, biological process: recognition of pollen; protein phosphorylation. NCBI's taxonomy places the organism in Eukaryota, Viridiplantae, Streptophyta, Magnoliopsida, Apiales, Apiaceae. The coding region runs from base 147 to 2648 and encodes 833 amino acids. The transcript is spliced from 2 exons.